AAAGACACGCGCGGAGAUGGUCCGCAUAUCAGCCGCUGUGAUGGGCAUCGAGUUCUGUUACGCCGCCGAAACCGCCUUCGUUUCGCCGACCCUGCUCAAGAUCGGCGUCAGGCACAGGCACAUGACACUCAUCUGGUGCCUGAGUCCCUUCAUCGGGUUCUUCCUGACGCCGAUUUUGGGCUCUCUGUCGGAUAACUGCCGGUCGAAGCUAGGACGCAGAAGGCCUUUUAUCAUUCUUCUGUCCAUCGGUAUCAUUCUCGGUCUGAUCCUGGUGCCCAACGGGAAGCUCAUUGGCAUAACUAUGGGGGACGACUGGGCACCAACCACCGCGCCCACCACGUCCUCCCUCUCUGAAGAACAGGUUAGCGAACUCAUAUCAGCCACUGAACCCGGAUUUCUUAACGCCUCGACCAUCACCACUGUCGUCAACUCCUUGGAUAACCCUGAGAACGUCACUCUCGCAGAUGAAGGCGAACCACCAGCGAGGCCCAGCGGAUACCAGUCUCACCCUUGGGGCAUUUUCUUCACCAUUGUGGGCACGAUGCUCUUGGACUUCGAUGCGGAUGCGUGCCAGAGUCCUUCGCGUGCCUACCUCCUCGAUGUCACCGUGCCAGAGGACCACGCUGUCGGCCUGUCCACCUUCACCAUCAUGGCUGGUCUCGGCGGUGGCCUCGGGUAUGCCAUGGGAGGGAUUAACUGGGACGUCACUUUCAUCGGCUGGGUACUUGGAGGCCACGUGAGAGCCGUGUUCACUCUGGUCACGUUCAUCUUCAUAGCCUGCGUGUUCAGCACCCUCUACUCCUUCAAGGAAAUCCCCCUCGAAGUCCUCCAGAAGUCCUCCAAGGCCGAGCUCCAGAGGGGCAUGUCCAUGGAGCAGCAAGUCCUAAGUCCGAGCGGCGCCGAGGAAGGGAAAGGCUACGGCACCAUGGAUGACAAAGGGCCCUCCCGCCCCAGCUCCCUGCCGCUUCUGCAAAACGGCCACAGCGCAGACCCGGCCGUGGAGGGCCAGCAGGAGUACGCAGGUCCUGAGGGCGACAGCCAAGGGUACCAGGACAAGCAGGGCGAGGCGGGAUACGACCAGGAGACGUCCUUCAACCAGCAGGAACCCAGCGCAGUGGUGAAGGAGGGAGAUCAAAUGCCUGACGGAGGCGAAGAGGCAGCAGUCCCUGGGGCUACACUAAGGCAGUACCUCCUCUCCAUCGUGUACAUGCCUAAGUCGCUCCGUAUCCUGUGUGUGACGAACCUGUUCUGCUGGAUGUCGCUCGUCUGUUAUUCCCUCUACUUCACUGACUUCGUGGGAGAGGCGGUGUUUGGUGGGGAUCCAGGGGCACCGGACGGGAGCGUGGCGAGAGACCUGUACGAGGAGGGCGUCCGCUUCGGCUGCUGGGGCAUGGCGCUCUACUCGCUGUCCUGCUCGCUCUAUUCAUUCCUGAUCGAGAAGAUGGUCAAGGUGUUCGGUGCCAAACCGGUGUACAUCUGCGGCCAGCUGGUGUACAGUGUUGGAAUGAUGUUCAUGGCGUCCCUGCGUCACCCCGCGGCGGUCAUCAUAUUCUCCUGUUGUGCCGGGGUCAUGUAUUCCACGUUGUUUACGAUGCCUUAUCUCCUCGUGGCUCACUAUCACGCUUCGGAGACGAUAAAGUGUGAGGACGUUUGGCUGGUAACCAAGGUACGGCAGCUGUGGGCCUGGUGCUGGGGUGGCGCGUUUAAAACGGAAGAAGGCGUUCUCGCAGACGGGCCAGAGCAGCAAGUCCGGGGCCUCGGAACAGACGUAGCCAUCAUAUCUUCCAUGGUCUUCCUCGCGCAGUUCAUUCUCUCUUUAUGCAUGGGUUCCAUUAUCGCCGCCGUCGGCUCCACCACCGCCGUCGUCUGCGCUGCGAGUGUGUUGGCUGCUUGUGGGGCUAUUUCGGCUACACAAGUCAUCUAUCUCGAUCUCUAAUCCGUUCUCUGUGAUUCGUGCGAGCUACUAUAGAAAAUCGAGCACUAACUAUUAUAUUUCUUUGUCCCCCUCCUAAAAAAAGAAAGAAAAAAACGACAGUAAGAGGGGAAGAUACAGGGAGGAAGAGGAAGAGGAAUUUUCCUUUAUAUUAUUUCUAUCAUAAAAAAAAUAAUAGAUGAAAAAAUACAUUCUUGUUGAAGGAAGGAAGACACAUAUAUAGCAAAAUUCUUUUCCUAUAUUAUUAUUUAAUUCAAUAGGGAAUAACAAUGAUUAAGAAACAAUAUAGCAUAAACACAUCUGAUCUGAAUGAAGCUUUAUCUCGUAAGUAGUCUAAGCUAUUUUUAUUUUCUCAUGAAGUAUCAUUUCAAAUUAUCACAAUGUCUAUUUUUAGGAUAGACAUAGUUCAGUAAGUUCAGCCAUAUUUUUUUUCGGAUCAACGCAUUCAAAGUUAGUUAAGAGUAUUCCGACCAUGACUUGGGACCCACAGUAAUUGAUAGUAUUUAAUGAUACCAUGCUUAAGCUUAUAAGAUAGUCUUUUAACAGAAGUUUUGAGAGAUUCUAAAUCGAAUUUCAUCUCUGGUGGAAGUCUCUCAGAGUAUGUAAAUACGCUAUAUCUGUGUUUUUAUGUUCUUUCAUUAUUAAUUUUCCACUGGCAAUACCCAAUGAUAUUUUGAAAAUCAGUAUAUGAGUGGUAGGGUGUACUCGAGUGUAAGAUUCAAAGAAUCGAAAGAUUUUGCUGUCGCCCUUUCAAGGGAAAAUAUGUAUCGCAGAGAAGGGAAAAGGAAAACAUAAGCGAUAUUAACAUUCGGGCAGAUUCUUUUUCACUGCAUUUAUUGUUUUAGCUUCACUUAAACCCCUCAAAGGCCCAUCCAGUAAAUAGAACCUGAAAUAGUUUCAGGAUAAAGAUUUUAGCUUCGCAAAGAAUUAUGUUAAGAUGCUAUUACCUGUUUUUAGUCUCAUAUGUCUAGAACUCGCCAUCAUUAUCAGCAUCAUAACAAGCAGAGUAUGUGCUAUACUUAGUCAGAAGGGGAAAUGACAAAGGGUUAAUAAUGCCUGUUAAUAGGUAUAUUUUUCCAAUUAGUUUUACGUUAGCAGUAGCUACUGUAGCGAUAGAUAGUAUACGUAGUAAUGACUGAUAAGUAGGUGUAUGAAUGAACCAGAGAUCUGAAUUGGAAUUGGAAUAACUGGCAGUCAACCGCUGGCUAAGGAAAGACUUCCAUUUAACUAGUAAAUUAGUGAAGGCUUUUAUCGAAGGAGGGAAGACAUUAAGUUUGGUAAAUGAUAGCUUAGAAGGGUAGUUAGUGUAGCCGCUUCAUUGUAUUAUCAUAACACCUGAAGGCCAGGUGUUCUUCAUCUAGUCAUGGGCAUCAUUUUUUAUCACGUAUUCACCAUGGUACUCUUGUGCUAGUAUUAAACGCACUAUGGGAUUUUGAAGUG
Messenger RNA from Penaeus chinensis, 3373 nucleotides. Its product is annotated as proton-associated sugar transporter A-like. Gene Ontology annotation, cellular component: membrane. The record is from RefSeq and is a predicted model, not a curated record. Lineage: Eukaryota; Metazoa; Arthropoda; Malacostraca; Decapoda; Penaeidae. The transcript is spliced from 14 exons. Bases 17 to 1936 code for a protein of 639 amino acids. Gene Ontology annotation, molecular function: sucrose:proton symporter activity.